Ciona intestinalis (vase tunicate) is the source of this 3871-nucleotide messenger RNA. The record is from RefSeq and is a predicted model, not a curated record. Lineage: Eukaryota; Metazoa; Chordata; Ascidiacea; Phlebobranchia; Cionidae.
UUGGCUGGUUACUAAAUCAAAUUAUGAGUAGUGUAGAUGCUUAUGGGCCAAGUUCCCAGACUCUCACUUUCCUGGAUCCCGAUGAAAGUGGAGUACUAACUGCAGGGGGAGACACGCAGGCAAGCGAGUAUGACUUCACUGACUUCACUAUUCCAUCACAAACUCAAACUCAGACACAAACUCAACACAGCCAAAGCCAACUUGAUGCUGGGGAUAAUAGCCAGACCCAGGAUGUAGCAGGAGAGGAUGAAGGCUUGGUUGGUCGAGAUGAUGACUUGGGAGGAUUGCAGGAGAACAUCCACAUCGCAACACAAGGAGUAGCGGAUCUAAGGUUCGAGGAAGAUGAUGACGAAGAUGGAUUUUAUACGAGGGAUCUUCCUGAACAUGCAUGCAGAUAUUGUGGAAUACAUGACCCCAACUGCGUGGUGAUGUGUAACUCCACACAGAAGUGGUUUUGUAAUGGAAGAGGAAAUACAUCUGGAAGCCACAUCAUCAACCACUUGGUGCGAGCUAAAUGUAAGGAGGUAACCGUACAUAGAGACGGACAACUUGGCGACUCAAUGCUAGAAUGUUACAACUGUGGUUGUAGGAAUAUCUUCUUACUUGGGUUUAUUCCUGCUAAAGCUGAUUCAGUGGUUGUUCUCCUAUGCAGGCAACCAUGCGCCAAUCAGACCAGCUUAAAAGACAUGAACUGGGAUGCAUCCCAAUGGCAACCUCUAAUCCAGGAUCGCUGUUUCCUUUCUUGGUUGGUUAAGAUCCCAUCAGAGGAAGAACAACUACGUGCACGACAGAUAACAGCACAGCAGAUCAAUAAGUUGGAAGAGUUGUGGAAGGAAAAUGUUGAUGCAACCAUUGAAGAUUUGGAGAAACCUGGAGUUGAUGAAGAUCCACACGCUGUGUUGUUGAGGUAUGAAGACGCUUACCAAUACCAGAACAUAUUUGGACCACUAGUUAAGCUGGAAGCUGACUAUGAUAGAAGGCUAAAGGAAUCCCAAACGCAAGCCAACGUAACUAUAAGAUGGGAUAUCGGGCUCAAUAAGAAAAGGUUGGCCCAUUUUCAGCUUCCGAAGACGGAUACAGACAUGAAACUAAUGAAGGGAGAUGAGAUAAGCUUGCGACAUCUGGGAACACUGUGGGAAGGGAAGGGGCAUGUGGUUAAAGUGCCUGACAACUCGAGCGAUGAAAUAGCUAUUGAACUGAGAUCAUCUGUGGGGGUUCCCCUUGAUAAAACAGGGAAUUUCCACGUUGACUUUGUAUGGAAAUCAACCUCAUUUGACAGAAUGCAGAGUGCUAUGAAGACAUUUGCGGUAGAUGAGGCAUCCGUAUCCACCUACAUCUACCAUAGACUGCUUGGCCACGAAGCUGAAGAACAAACAUUGAAAACGAAUCUUCCAAAAAGGUUUUCAGCUCCAGGAUUACCAGAGCUCAACCAUUCACAGGUAUAUGCUGUGAAGACGGUGCUUCAAAGACCUUUAUGUUUAAUCCAAGGACCUCCUGGCACCGGCAAAACUGUAACCAGCGCCACUAUUGUUUACCAUCUUGUUAAAUCAUGUGGACAAAGACAGGUUCUUGUAUGUGCUCCAAGUAACAUAGCAGUAGACCAACUUACUGAGAAGAUCCAUCGAACUGGGUUAAAGGUGGUCAGGUUGUGCGCGAAGAGCAGGGAAGCGAUCGAUUCUAAUGUUUCGUUUCUAUCUCUGCAUAAUCAAGUCAGAAGCAUGGAGAGCUUACCAGAGCUGCAGAAGCUACAACAACUGAAGGACGAGACGGGUGAAUUAUCCUCUAAUGAUGAGAAGAGAUACCGAGCCCUUAAGAGAAAUGCUGAACGGGAAUUGCUACAGCAUGCUGACGUGAUAUGUUCUACUUGUGUUGGAGCUGGUGAUCCACGCCUUGUAAGGUUCCGGUUCCGUUCCAUACUGAUAGAUGAAAGCACGCAAGCAACUGAACCUGAGUGCAUGGUGCCAGUUGUGCUUGGAGCACAGCAGUUGAUCUUAGUAGGAGACCAUUGUCAGUUGGGACCCGUGGUUAUGUGUAAGAAAGCAGCCAAUGCAGGGCUCGCCCAAUCACUGUUCGAGAGGCUGGUGGUGCUCGGGAUUCGGCCAAUCAGAUUGCAGGUACAAUACCGUAUGCACCCAGCUUUAUCUGCUUUCCCAUCCAAUAUAUUCUAUGAAGGAUCUCUACAGAAUGGGGUCACUGCAGGUGAAAGAAUGAGGAAGAACCUGAGUUUUGUUUGGCCAUCCCCCGAUAAACCAAUGUUUUUCUACAAAACAUCAGGACAGGAAGAGAUUGCAAGUUCUGGUACUUCGUAUCUAAACAGAACUGAAGCCGCAGUUGUUGAACGAAUCACAACUAAGUUUCUUAAAUCCGGCAUCAAACCUGAGCAGAUAGGGAUUAUAACUCCAUAUGAAGGCCAGAGGUCUUACUUGGUGCAAUACAUGCAAUAUUCGGGUUCCCUCCAUUCUAAACUGUAUAUGGAGGUUGAGAUUGCCAGUGUGGAUGCGUUCCAAGGUCGUGAGAAGGACUUCAUCAUCCUCUCAUGUGUGAGGGCAAAUGAGCAUCAAGGCAUCGGGUUCCUGAACGAUCCACGAAGGCUGAAUGUGGCGCUUACAAGGGCAAGGGUGGAAGGUACAUGAGCAAUGCUAUGUGGGAUGCAAGGGAAGCACUUAUACCAGGUGGUGCUUAUGAUAGAGCGUCCACUUAUAAUGGUGCUGUCCCGCCACGCCACCAAUACUUUCGUACACACGACCAGAUGGGGAUGAUCAACCAAACAACGAGCAUACAAGCGCAACAAGCAGUAGCAAGCCUACCUGUACCUGUUAACAUGUACAUGAACCCCACUAUACCACCAAAUUACUUCCAUAAUGGACAGGCACAAGGUCGUCCAGUAGCCAAGGGUGGGCGCGCCCCACGUUUAAGUCGCACCAAUCGGCACCCACAAGCUGGAUCCAACCCCGCAACUCAAUCCCAGGAUAUGACACAGAACUUCUCACAGGGUGCCCUCACACAAGGAUAUGGAACAGGUCUCUCCAUGAGCCAACCCAUUAGCCAGGGGAUGAGCCAACUUGGUCUCUCUCAAGCUGAACUAUCACAGGACAGCUACAUGGCUGAGGAGUUCCGAUCCCAAGUUGACGCAGCUUUGUCUCAGGACUCGACUUACCAAGGAGAGCGAGCUUACACCGGUCAAGGUCUCAAUUUCUCUCAGUAUUAGACAACAGGAUGAGCGCACGGAGUCACGACGAUCUUUAAGCAGUGUGCAAGAUGCAGCAGAGGAGGAUAGGAGGAAGUUCCUCGAAGAAAAUCGAAACACAUCUUCUCAGUGCUCUACAUAAAGUGGACUACAUGCUAUGGGAUAUAAUUAAUAAGUUUGCCGCCAAAAAUCUGGUAUAAAAACGUUAAUUUUUAAAGUUUUCUAUAUAUCUACAAGGCUUAAGUCAGACUGAAUGUUUGGAGUAAAAAUAACGUUUUUAUAUCGAAAUAAUUCGUUUUAAAAUCAGAGAAAUACAAAGUACUUUGUAUUGCAGUGUUGCACACUUGCUUUUUAGUUAAUUAAUUCCCAUUCAAGCUGGCUUUAUUGCCUUUGGUUGCGAAACACUGUUUUGUUUUGGGCAAAAGAGAAGUAAUUUACUGCUGUGUAGCACUGGGAGAAUUUGGUUUCAAAAACGUGGUGUCCUUUACCUUUCGAGUUUGGUUUUUAUUUCUUGUAUAUCUACAUUGCUUUCAUUGGAUAUAAUGGGAAAUGGUAAAAUCGUAUUUACGUUUUUAAACGAUCGUUCAUUUAACUGGCUGUAAAUACAAACAACUUUUUAGGGAAGUUUAUCAUCUAAUUCUGCUUGCGUUAGAAAAUGUAAUAAAAUUUGAUCACCACGUUUGA